Oxyura jamaicensis (ruddy duck) is the source of this 1505-nucleotide messenger RNA. It is a transcript of the gene C8H1orf21, whose product is annotated as chromosome 8 C1orf21 homolog. The transcript is spliced from 6 exons. Bases 416 to 781 code for a protein of 121 amino acids. The record is from RefSeq and is a predicted model, not a curated record. NCBI's taxonomy places the organism in Eukaryota, Metazoa, Chordata, Aves, Anseriformes, Anatidae.
AGGCGUUUUUCUGUGUUACGGCAAGGACCGCUUGUCUGAGUCUGUGCAGGGCCUAGCUGGGGACCCCUAUCUGUGGUUGCAGCUUGAAGUGCAGCUGUCUCGUGUGGGCUCUGGUGCCGUGGAAGUGCACCUUACUCUAAAAAUACUGUAGUAUGAAAUAUGCCGUCUGGUAUGACGGUGUGCACUGGCGUGAGGUGUUUGGGGGCAAGAAGGAAUAACUGACUCAUGUCAGUCAGAUGGCCAGAGGCCUUUGCAUUGACGUGGAGCUUGAGCCCUUCCAAUCUGCCUCCUGUUCAGGGAAAGGUAAAAGUCUCUUGACAACCACGCAGGAAGGUGGAUUAUUUUUAAAACAAUGAGCAUGCGUCUCUAGACAUGAUUUGUGGUUCAGUCCAGCUGGAGCUGUCUGAAUGAAGCUAUGGGCUGUGCGUCAGCCAAGCAUGUUUCUACUGUUCAAAAUGAAGAGGAAACUCAGAAGGGGAAAAACUAUCAGAACGGCGAUGUGUUUGGUGAUGAGUAUAGGAUCAAACCAGUGGAAGAGGUCAAAUACAUGAAAAAUGGGGGAGAAGAUGAUCAGAAAAUAGCAGCCAGGAACCAAGAAAACUUGGAAAAAAGUGCCAGUUCAAAUGUAAGACUUAAAUCUAAUAAAGAGAUUCCAGGAUUAGUACAUCAACCCAGAGCAAACAUGCACAUCUCCGAAAGCCAACAAGAAUUCUUCAGAAUGCUUGAUGAAAAAAUUGAAAAGGGUCGUGAUUAUUGUUCAGAAGAGGAAGAUGUCACAUAGUGCCAAUUCUGCCAAUCAAACCAGGAAUACUACUGUGUAAAUAGAUUACAACCCAGUUGACACCUUUUGGAAGUCUUCUAGAGCGAACAGCACUACAUAACAGAAGAAGAUCAUUUCCACAUUAUAUGCUCCAUUCAGUUACAGUGUUUCUUAAUGAACAGAUGAGGAAUAUUGCUAAGAACUCGUAAGGAACUGUUUUUGUUGCUGCUAGUUAAAACUUGUUGCAACUUUUCACUUUCUCUGUGUCCAGAUACGCAGCAAAUCCUUAAAGUUAAUCUGAAAGACGUUGUUGAUUUUAUUAAGGCUUCUGGCCUGUUUUCUAUCUAAUAAGGUAGUGUUAUACAAAGCUUCCAUAAGUGAACAUUCAAGCAUCUGAGAACACCCUUAAGCUGUCUGUCAGUCCGCGUACGGGCUGGAGUGCUUAUUAAUGCUGGUGAUUUCAAGCUUUGGAGAUGGGAUGUUUUGCCAUGGCAGGCCUUGUUUCUCUGCUCAGAAGAAGGCUGAGAAACUAUUAUCCAUUAAAAGCAUGUUAUCACUGAAAUACUGGAAGUGAUGCAGGAGCGGGAAUUUGUAUUUUAAGAGGAAAAGAGUUUCAUUUAAUAGGUAUCUUAAUCAAGGACUAAGCUUGCAGUAUUGGCUUUGCUGAGCACGAAUGGGAGUGUGAUCACAAUCAUUUUGAAUCUCUUUUUUUCUAAGAAAAUAAACAUUUUACUGUUUUUAUGUA